Messenger RNA from Ailuropoda melanoleuca (giant panda), 2781 nucleotides. RefSeq names its product cerebellin 4 precursor (gene CBLN4). Gene Ontology annotation, cellular component: synapse. The transcript is spliced from 3 exons. Gene Ontology annotation, molecular function: protein binding. NCBI's taxonomy places the organism in Eukaryota, Metazoa, Chordata, Mammalia, Carnivora, Ursidae. The record is from RefSeq and is a predicted model, not a curated record. The coding region runs from base 1109 to 1714 and encodes 201 amino acids.
CCCCCUCCGCCCGCCCAGACCGAGGAGGGGCGAGCAGGCGCGGAGCUGGGCGAGCGCGGGGUUGUGCGCGCGUCUCUCUGGGCACACACUCUCCGCGCCGCGCGCUUCCCGGGCUGGGUGGCCUCGGACCUCGGCAGACAGCAGCGGUGUGCGCCGCGCUUGCUCCGGGGUGCGUUCAACGCCGGGCGGGAGCCGCUCGCUGGGGUCACUCGACUCCUUCUCCCCCUCUCCCGGGAGCCAGCGGGGUGAGCUGGAGGCCGAUCCGGCCGGACGCCGCGCUCCUAUAAAUAGGGAGCGUGUGCCCGCCUGGCGCCCUCCCGGCUGCGUGAGGACAGACAAAGUUGUGCACAGGGACUCGGGGCGCGCGGCAGCGGCUGGGAGGACCUCGCCGCCGCCGAGCCGCCCUGCGCCCUGGAACUGAUCCCGCGAACCGGUGCUCUCCGUGCCCGGGACCUGGCUGGCUGCUGCCUACCUGCUGACGUCCAAGAGGCGCCGAGGUGUGGGGAAUUUUUGACGAGGCGAAAGUGGGAGUCGCUAGAGUCCUGGCCAUGAACACAGCCUCGCGUUCUUCUCAGUCCGGGAAACACCUUCUGCCUCUGUAAUUCGUCCCUGCCGCAAGCCGGACGCGUACCGGACCGACAUCCGCACCGCUGGGCACUCACCUACCCCCGAGGCUCUUCUUUGAGUCUCCUUUGUUUUUCCUGCUCCGUCGUCCACCUGGGUGUGCUUGGGUUCGGGGUGAGAAUUUAUUGCCGUUUUCCUCUUUGAGGUGUGAAUGUGAGGGUUUGGUGACUUUUAGAUGUCCAGGAACAAGGUUGGGUGCAGGGGCCCCAGGCAGGGCUGAUUCUUGGGCGGAGGAGGGUGGGGUAGGGGGUUCUGCAUGAGCUCCUUAAAGGACAAAGGUAACAGAGCCAACGAGAGAGCGCGAGCGGAGACUUUGACUUCAAACCACAGAAUUGGGGGAAGUGUGCGCGCCGCCGCCGCCGCCGUUCCUGCAGCGCUGUCGAUCUAGUCACAGGCAUCUUCCCGAGCGCCGGGGUCCCGGGGUUGGAGGCGAAGCCGGCGAGCAGAAGCGCCAGCCGGCUGAGGCUGCCCCACACGGCUCACCAUGGGCUCUGCGAGCCGGGCGCUGUCCGUGGUGCCGGCCGUGCUGCUGGCCCUCACCCUGCCGGGGCUGCCCGUCUGGGCACAGAACGACACGGAGCCCAUUGUGCUGGAGGGCAAGUGUCUGGUGGUGUGCGACUCCAACCCGGCCACGGACUCCAAGGGCUCCUCUUCCUCCCCUCUGGGGAUCUCGGUCAGGGCGGCCAACUCCAAGGUCGCCUUCUCGGCGGUGCGGAGCACCAACCAUGAGCCGUCCGAGAUGAGCAACAAGACGCGCAUCAUUUACUUCGAUCAGAUCCUAGUAAACGUGGGUAAUUUUUUCACCCUGGAGUCUGUCUUUGUAGCACCAAGAAAAGGAAUUUACAGUUUCAGCUUUCAUGUAAUUAAAGUCUACCAGAGCCAAACAAUCCAGGUUAACCUGAUGUUAAACGGAAAGCCAGUAAUAUCCGCCUUUGCCGGGGACAAAGAUGUUACUCGCGAGGCUGCCACUAAUGGCGUGCUACUCUACCUGGAUAAGGAGGAUAAAGUUUACCUAAAACUGGAGAAAGGUAACUUGGUUGGAGGCUGGCAGUAUUCCACGUUCUCUGGCUUUCUGGUGUUUCCCUUAUAGGAUUUGAUUUCUCCGUGAUGUCGAUCCAGGGGAGGGGUGGCCCACCCCUGAGUUACUGGAAGAUCAUUUUCUCAUCAUCGGAUUGAUGUCUUUUAUCAGUUUCUCAUGGGUGAAUAUGGAUUCUCUUUAAGGAUUCUAGGCCUGUCCGAACCAAUACACGGUCUCACAGAUUAUUUUGUGUGUGUGUGCGUUUCAGUAUACUCGGAUGGGGACUCCCAGCAGACAUAACAUGUCCAUGUGCCCAAGUGUAACAGUUAAAAGCUGUCUGCAAGGUUUAUUCUGAAUUUAAUUUCCCGGAAUUGCUGAAUUCGUUGCCGAUGUGGAAUUUUAUUUAUUUGUUUUUAAAAGACUGGCAACCGGGUCAAAGAAUUAGAAAACUCUCAAGUUCUGACUUCAAUCAACGGUUAGUACGAUACUGCCAAAGAACUGUGUGCUGUGUUGAUAUAUUGAUUACACUCGUUUUUAUUCCUCUGGAAUUAGUUUGUUUUGUUCUCUGACGGUAACUGGGGAUUGUUUUUCAGUGACUGGCUUUGUGUCUUCUCUACAGAUAGGGUAAUGAAUGGCUUGCCCUCAAAGUUACCCUAUGAGAUCACCAACAUGACUUCCCUUAACAAAACAGAAUGCUUCAUAGUUGUAUUUUAAUUAUAUAUGUGAAAGAGUCAUAUUUUCCAAAUUAUAUUUUCUAAUAGGAAGAAUAGAUCAUAAAUCUGACAAGGAAAAUGUUGCUUACCCGAAUUCUAAGUGCUCAGCCCUCAAACCUCCACCAAGCCGCCCUCCUCCACGGGAAAUCCUGUACUUCCUUGCUCAGCUUGAAUUAACAUGAUGGAUAAUAACCACUUUAUUAAAAAGCUAAGGGAUUUUUUUCCCUUAGACAUGACCACUUUAUUAACUGGAGAUGGGAUGCCCUUGUUUUUAAUUAUACCUAUUUUUCAAGACUUCUGUUGUGUUUGAAAGUAUCAUCUGGUUUUGCCUUAAUUCCUUAAAUUGUAUAUAUUUAUCUGUUUAGCUAAUAUUAAAUCCAAAUAUCCCACAUCUAAACUUAGUGCAAUAUCUUAUUUUGUCUUUUG